Messenger RNA from Sclerotinia borealis F-4128, 3555 nucleotides. Lineage: Eukaryota; Fungi; Ascomycota; Leotiomycetes; Helotiales; Sclerotiniaceae. The record is from the annotation of a GenBank genome assembly.
AUGGGUUGGUUGAUGAACUCCAUCAAACCGUCAACGUCAACGCCAGAAAUUAAUCAAUAUUUUGCGCAAAUUUGGUACAAAGAUGCGCACGAUUUCAAAUCCAAUUUAAAUCACGAAAAGGCGACGACUCCAAGACGGUUUGUCGCGACCGAGAGAAUUGUCGUUAUGGGCGGCGGUCGCUCUGGGGUAUCCGGAUACACCUCUUCCAUCACGAAUGGCACAUCAUGGCUACCUUCCUCAUCGAAUGCAAUUCAUUCUCAAAAGACUUACCAGAAUAAAAACAAUACUCCUCCGCGAUCGCAUACUUCAAGUAUAUUCGAUGCCACAAUGGCUGACUCGGCCAACGUACAGGAGGAGGAAAGUCAAAGGACAAUAUUCAGAGAAUUAUAUCGCCGCAGCGAGUUAAAGUUAGCUGGCUUAUUUGGAGCCGGAGACUUUACUGCAGAUGACGACGAAGACCAAAAUGUCUCGGCACAAAAUAUACAAUUGGUCGAGGAUGCAACUGUCAUCGAGCGAGCUAAGCAAGCACAACCACCAAAGAAACCGGCGCGCGCCAUAGACGAGGACAAUUAUGAUGAUGACGAUGAUGAAGACGAGGACGGUCAGCAAGAUUCUCCCACAAAGGGGAGAGGUGCAAAUGCUUUGUUGUCGCCCUCGAAGUCUGGGAGUUCUCCAAUUCAAUCCGACUCCUCCUCCUCAAAGAACGCGGAACAAAAAAAGGGUGACACUGCGGGCGACCAACCUAAAACAUCCGAAGAUGCGCGCAGGAUAUUGGAAGAGGAGAAGAAGGCUGUGGAAGAUGCUGCCAAGCGCAGUUUCAAUACCGUAUUCUACACGUUGGAGAAUGAUCGGAUUGCCAUGCUAGAACAGCAGAGGCUGGAGGAAUCCGAAAGGCAAACUGACGCGGAGAUGGACAGCCAUGGAACUGCUGGACCUGCCAGUAGUCGACAGGCCGAGCAACAUAGUUCUCUGGCCAAUGCCGAGAUGGGCGCAUCGAAUUUGACGUUGAAGAACCUCUUUGCUCGCAUUGACGCAAAGCGUGACAGGGUUAAAGCUACAGAUGCAGAGUUGAGGGCUUUGAUCAACGAAGUCCGUAAGAAUAGAAGUAAAUGGGCCAAUGAAGAAAAUGUUAAUCAGGAAGAAUUAUACGAGGCGGCGGAGAAGGUUUUGAGUGAACUCAAGGCUAUGACAGAAUACUCGGCUCCCUUUCUUGUCAGAGUAAACAAGCGGGAGGCUCCUGAUUAUUACAAUGUUAUCAAGCACCCUAUGGACCUCGGCACCAUGACUAAGAAGUUGAAGUCAUUGGUAUACAAAUCGAAGAAGGAAUUUGUUACUGAUCUUGACAUGAUAUGGGAAAACUGCCUCAAGUACAAUGGCCAAGACAAACAUCCUUUGCGAAAGAAUGCGGAAAAUAUGAGGAAAGAGGCAGCAAAACUUAUCCCUUUGAUUCCAGAUCUUAUUAUUCGACCACGGGCGGAAGUGGAGGCAGAAGAACGUCGCAAGCAAAAUGGAGGUGAUGAUGCCGACGAAAGUGACGAUGAGCCUAUCAUGUCUUCUCGAGGUCGAGGUGAAGGUGGUCGAGGGGUAAAAGGAUCUACCAAGACACGGAAGAACGCUUCUGGACGUGACGCAAGCACUCCAGGAAUCGAUCAGAAACCUGCUAUUCAACUCAACGGAGUCCUUGGAAAUCUUAACCGUGACGGCUCUGAAGUAGACGGUAGCCAAAAUGGCUUCUCUACUCCAAUGCCUGGAUCCGUCACACCUGGUGGUAUGAAUGGCGUUGCUAGUCAGGUUGAUGGCAUGGAUAUCGAUGCUCCUUCGAUCAACGGUCUAGGUCUGGCUCAGGGGUUUGCAGCAGAAGAUGUUUAUGAGGACGAAGAGUACAAGAUCUGGAAACAGGUUACUAAGAAAAAUCGUGCUACGGUUGCUAAAGAACGAGCCCGAUUGUUUAAAGGUGAUAAGUUGAACCCAGAUGAGCCUGCUCUUUUGCGAAGUAAAGCCGGGAUGAGGAGGUGGCUACGCCAACGAAAGCAAAACGACCCUAAUGGCACAAGUUUCGAAGGUGCCAGUGAAGACAAAGCUGCGAAACAGGGCGCGGAGACUCUUGCCGAAGGUAUGGAGGGUGAAGAAGAACAAUUUCUGCCUGAUUACUAUGACCCGUUAUCGGCUAUUCCGGAUAUUAAUCCAAAAUUGCAAUGGGUGGAGGAUGCAGAUGGUCAUCUAGUUGAGCAGUCGGGAGAAUUUCUUCGGAUGGUACCUGCUGGUCACUUUACAGCACCGAAGAGUUUUUUAACCGGUAAAGUCGAGGCCAAUAUGAAACAAAUGCAAGAAACAAGAAAAUUGUGUUCCAAAAUUGGCGUCAUAAAGCAAAUGCAAUUGCAGGCGCAGAUGUAUAACAAUCAAUUUCCCAAGUACGAACCCAAACCAUUUAUAGAAACAGAUAUCGAGCCACAUGUCACUUCAGACGAUGGUCCUAUCAUGUCUUCAUGGGUCUGCAAAGCUGCAAUGCAACGAUCCGUCGCCAAGUUGUGUUACCAUGCUGGUUUCGAAGAACUGCAGCCAUCUGCUUUGGAUGUCAUAACUGACAUUGCUGGAGACUUCUUUGGUAAAUUGGUCAAAACUUUUGGUAUCUACCGAGAAGCGCACAAAGUCCCCGCUGCACCUGGCUCUCGAAGUCAAUGGCAAGAACGUUAUACCAACGAAGAAGUCGUCUUGCAUAGUUUGGGUGAAAAUGGUUUGGACAUCGAAGCCUUGGAGAGCUAUGUCAAGGAUGAUGUUGAGCGUCUAGGAUCUAAACUCUCAGUCAUGCACGAACGCAUGAAGUCUCAUCUUGCAGAUUUACUCCGACCGGCUCUUACAGAUGGUACUCAGGAUGGAUCCGGAGCGUUCAACGAAGGUAGUGAGCAAUUUGUUGGCGGUGACUUUGCUGCAGAACUUGGCGAAGAUUACUUUGGGUUCAAAGCUCUUGGUUUGGACAGUGAAUUCUCGAUGACGAGCCUUGGCGUACCACUGCAUCUUCUCCAUACGAGAGUAUACAAUACCUAUCAGGGACCCGUCGUAGCAGCGCCACAAGCUGAAAUAUUCACACAACUGGCACCUCUACCACCCAUCUCCAAAGAAAGCAUCACCAGUCAAAUUGGCCUGGUCAAGAAUUUCUUCCUCGCCAAGUUACACGCGAACGAUGAUGAACCUCUACUAGAGGACGAAGAGCUCACUGGAAAACAAAAACCAACGCGACCACGUCUGGGCCCCACGGGCAAAAUUACCAAUCCUCGUAAACGUCCACUGAAAGAACAGAGCGGCAAUGCAAAGAAGAAGAAGAAGCUCGAUAAUGGCACCGCGGUAGAUUCACAAUCCUCGGUCAAAAUUGCAGGUGCAAGUGUAAGUCCGCAAAAGGGAGAUGGUACCAAGAAUGGCAGGACCGGUUUGUCAAAUGGGAAUGGGAGCGGGAGGUCGAUUUCUAUGGAUCGAGCGGAGAGUCAGGAUAAUAAUAGUCCAGUUGAAAAAGAUGAUGGGACUAUGGGGCCGAUGAGUCCGGAGAGUAUUGAGAGGUAG